Molecule: messenger RNA, 4871 nt
Organism: Rubroshorea leprosula
Lineage: Eukaryota; Viridiplantae; Streptophyta; Magnoliopsida; Malvales; Dipterocarpaceae
Source: the annotation of a GenBank genome assembly
AAUAUGAAACGUUAAGAGAGAAAUUAGAUUAUCUUAUUAGCCGGAAAGAUAAUAGCGAGAUCGAUGAGCAGCAGGCAGAGUUGGCCGGAUAGAGUGUUCGACAGGAGCGAACAUCAGGUGGAUGAGGAGGAGGAGGAGUUACAAUGGGCUGCCCUCGAACGGCUACCCACCUAUGACCGGUUGAGAAAGGUGGUGCUCAGUCAGGUUCUUGAAAAUGGCAGUGUUGUUUACAACGAGGUUGAUGUCACCAACCUUGGAAUGCAACAGAGGAAGCAGUUGACGGACUGCCUGUUGAAGGCCGUUGAAGAGGACAAUGAAAAGUUUCUCAGGAGAUUAAGGGACAGGAUUAAUAGGGUGGGGCUAGAGGUUCCAAAGAUUGAAGUUAAAUAUGAGCAUUUAUCGGUGGAGGGGGAUGUGCGAAUUGGGAGUAGAGCUCUUCCUACUCUACUCAAUGCUACCUUGAACACAAUAGAGCCGCCGUUCGAUCAUAGAAUGGCAUCGGUUUCUCCUCCUCACAUCAUGAGCAAUUCGGCUUCGGCCACAGUUGUAGCAGAAAUGAUUCGAUCUCUCAAACUUAAGUUGCAUCCGAACAGUAUCCUUCCCUUCCAUAGGCAGCCAAAAACCAGUCAGAUGAGGUUUUGCAGCAUCUCCAGUUCUCCAUUCGAAAACGAAGGAAACUGCAGAUUAUACCUCUCCGGCUCUCCCUGCCCUCGGAUUCUCCACCUCCGUCACCUCCUGUACACCAGAAUCAAUGUCAAUCCCAUUCUUUUUAGUGAGCAUCUCCAGAGGCCAGUUCUGUGCCUGAAUCUCGAACGUGAAACCAAGCGAAAGGCGAAAAGGCGCUCCCUAGGGAGCGGAAAUCUCUCAAGCAUUCUGGGAUUGAUUCGGCUUGCACCGUCUAAGAAGAGAAAGAUUCAGAUACUUAAAGAUGUUAGUGGAAUAGUCAGACCAUCAAGGAUGACCCUACUGCUUGGUCCUCCAGGAGGAGGGAAAACAACAUUACUGCUGGCACUUGCUGGAAAGCUUCAUCGCGAUCUAAGGGAGACCGGGAAAGUCACAUAUUGUGGUCAUGAUUUGAAUGAGUUUGUUCCUCGAAGGACCUGUGCUUAUAUUAGUCAACACAAUCUUCACUUUGGUGAAAUGACAGUGAGGGAGACAUUGGAUUUCUCAGGACGCUGUUUAGGUGUUGGUGCCAGAUAUGAGUUGCUGGCAGAGCUCUUGAGGAGAGAGAAAGAAGCAGAAAUUAAGCCUGAUCCCGAGAUUGAUGCCUUCAUGAAGGCUGCAGUAGUGGCAAGCAAAGAAACUAGCUUGAUCACAGAUUAUGUUCUUGAGAUACUUGGAUUGGACAUUUGUGUGGAUACUAUGGUUGGGAAUGAGAUGCGAAGGGGUAUUUCUGGUGGACAAAAAAAGCGUUUGACUACAGGAGAGAUGUUGGUUGGACCAGCAAUGGUUUUCUUUAUGGAUGAAAUAUCAACAGGGUUGGACAGUUCUACCACUUUUCAGAUUUGCAGAUACAUGAGGCAAAUGGUUCAUAUCAUGGAUGUAACCACGGUCAUUUCACUAUUACAGCCAGCACCAGAGACGUUUGAUCUUUUUGAUGACAUUAUCCUACUUUCAGAAGGUCAAAUUGUCUACCAGGGCCCGCGUGAUAAGGUCCUUGAGUUCUUUGAAUAUAUGGGCUUCAAAUGCCCUGAAAGGAAAGGAGUUGCUGACUUUUUGCAAGAAGUAAUCUCAAAGAAAGACCAAGAACAAUAUUGGGUCAGCAAGAACCAACCUUAUAAUUAUGUUUCAGUUCCUGAGUUUGUGCAGGGCUUCUACUCUUUCCACAUUGGCCAACAGCUUACAUCAGAUCUCAGAGUUCCUUAUGAUAAAUCCCAAAUCCACCCCGCAGCAUUAGUCACAGAAAAAUACGGAAUUUCAAAAUGGGAAUUGUUCAGGGCAUGUUUUUCAAGGGAGUGGCUAUUAAUGAAGCGCAACUCUUUUGUAUAUAUAUUCAAGACUACCCAGAUAACAAUCAUGUCUUUGAUUGCCUUCACAGUGUUCUUCAGAACACAGAUGCCAGUGGGCACUAUAGAAGAUGGACAGAAAUUUUUUGGAGCUCUUUUUUUCAGUUUGACCAAUGUCAUGUUUAAUGGAAUGGCGGAACUUGCAUUGACUUGUUUCAGGCUUCCUGUCUUCUAUAAACAGAGGGAUUUAUUUUUCUAUCCUGCUUGGGCUUUUGGCCUACCUAUAUGGAUUCUUAGGAUCCCAUUAUCACUUAUAGAAUCAGUGAUAUGGAUUGUCCUUACAUACUACACUAUUGGCUUUGCUCCUGCUGCUAGCAGGUUCAUCCGACACUUUUUGGCUUUAUUUGGCACACAUCAGAUGGCUCUAUCGCUCUUUCAGUUCAUUGCUGCAGUGGGAAGAACAGAAGUUGUUGCAAACACACUGGGUACCUUCAUCUUGCUAAUCGUCUGUGUGCUCGGAGGUUUCAUUGUUUCCAAAAAUGACGUUGAACCUUGGAUGCUAUGGGGAUACUAUGUUUCUCCAUUGACGUAUGGGCAGAAUGCCAUUUUCAUAAAUGAAUUUCUUGAUAAAAGAUGGAGUGCGAAAAAUAAUGAUUCCAGAUUUACCGCACCUACUGUUGGAAAAGUUCUUCUUGGGACUAGAGGCUUUUUUACAGAAGAUUAUUGGUUUUGGAUCAGCAUUGGGGCACUAUUUGGGUUUUCUGUUCUAUUCAACAUAUUAUUCAUUGGAGCAUUGACUUUCUUGAAUCCUCUGGGCAAUUCCAAAGCAGUUGUGGAUGAAGAUGACCACAAGAGUAAGAAGUUAGCUUCUGGACAACAUAGAAGAGAAGGUAUUGAUUCACCUGGAGAAAGAUCUUCAGAAAUUAUUGAUUCUACAGAUCAUGCCCCUAAAAGGGGAAUGGUUUUGCCUUUCUGUCCCCUUUCACUCAUAUUUGACCAUGUGAACUACUAUGUGGAUAUGCCUGCCGAAAUGAAGAGUCAAGGCAUUAAAGAACACCGUCUUCAACUGCUAAGAGAUGUCAGUGGUGCUUUCAGACCAGGGAUAUUGACAGCACUAGUGGGUGUCAGUGGUGCUGGGAAGACCACUCUGAUGGAUGUUUUAGCUGGAAGGAAAACAGGUGGUUACACUGAAGGAAGUGUUUUUGUCUCUGGUUAUCCAAAGAACCAAGCUACAUUUGCUCGUGUGAGUGGUUACUGUGAACAGAAUGACAUUCAUUCACCUUAUGUCACCAUUUAUGAAUCUCUACUGUACUCAGCCUGGCUUCGUCUUUCUUCAGAAACAGACUCUAAGACACAAAAGAUGUUUGUUGAAGAAGUUAUGGAGUUGGUCGAGCUCAACCCCAUAAGAGAUGCUCUAGUUGGCCUUCCAGGAGUAGAUGGUCUUUCAACAGAACAAAGGAAAAGGUUAACUAUAGCAGUAGAGUUGGUUUCUAACCCCUCCAUCAUCUUUAUGGAUGAACCAACAUCUGGACUUGAUGCCAGAGCAGCUGCCAUUGUCAUGCGUACGGUAAGAAAUACUGUGGAUACAGGGAGAACUGUUGUGUGCACAAUUCACCAGCCCAGCAUAGACAUCUUCGAAUCUUUUGAUGAGUUGCUUUUGAUGAAAAGAGGGGGACAAGUUAUUUAUGGCGGACCUCUUGGUCAUCACUCUCACAAACUCAUAGAGUAUUUUGAGGCUCUCCCAGGGGUUCCAAAAAUCAAGGAGGGAUAUAAUCCUGCAACAUGGAUGCUUGAGGUCACUGCUCCAACAGUUGAGGCUCAACUGAAAGUGGAUUUUGCGGAAAUUUAUGCCAAUUCCUCACUGCAUCAGAGGAAUCAGGAACUUCUCAAAGAGCUUAGUACUCCAGCUCCAGGAUCCAAGGAUCUCUACUUCUCAACCAAAUAUUCUCAACCAUUCCUUAUUCAGUGCAUGGCUUGUUGCUGGAAACAGCAUUGGUCUUACUGGAGGAAUUCUCAGUAUAAUGUUAACCGGUUCUUCAUUACCAUAGUCAUUGGUAUCUUAUUUGGUCUAAUCUUCUGGAACAAAGGACAAAAGACAACAAAGCAGCAAGAUUUGACUAAUCUCCUUGGAGCUAUAUAUGCUGCUGUGUUUUUCCUUGGUGUCUCCAAUGCUUCUGCCGUGCAACCUGUUGUUUCAAUAGAGAGAACAGUCUUCUACCGUGAAAGAGCAGCUGGGAUGUAUUCUGCACUGCCUUAUGCAGUCGCUCAGGUUGUCAUAGAAACAAUCUACAUUGCAAUUCAAACCAUUGUUUACACUCUGCUUCUUUAUUCGAUGAUUGGGUUUGAGUGGAAGGUGGAGAAGUUCUUCUGGUUCAACUACUACAUAUUUAUGUGCUUCGUCUACUUCACAUUGUAUGGGAUGAUGGUUGUUGCACUGACUCCUAGCUACCAAGUUGCCGCCGUUCUUUUGGCCUUCUUUGUCAGCUUCUGGAACUUGUUCUGUGGUUUUCUCAUUCCUAGGACGCAAAUCCCUAUAUGGUGGAGGUGGUACUAUUGGGCUUCCCCUGUGUCAUGGACAAUCUACGGUCUUAUAACCUCCCAACUGGGGAAUAAAAAUGCUCUUCUUGAGAUACCGGGAGCUGGUAAUGUACCAUUAACGGCAUUCCUCAAGCAGAGCUUGGGAUUCGAGUACGAUUUUCUUCCUGCUGUUGCCUUUGCUCAUCUUGGUUGGUGUUUACUAUUUGUUUUUGUGUUUGCCUUUGGCAUCAAGCUCUUCAAUUUUCAAAGGAGAUAACCAGCUUCCUUCUGAAGAGAAGCAGACAAACAACCAAUGGCCAACCUCAAGUAUUUCUUUCAUGAAAGUAAAAUUCUUUGUCAAUAAAUCAAUGUAUUACAUUUGGAAGGUAAUAUAAAUUACACCCAGAA